AUGCAGUGUUCGUGGAAAUCCAUGGUCCUGCUAGCAUUAGCCUCCAUAGCUAUCCAGUACACGGCCAUCCGCACUUUCUCCACCAAGCCCUUAAGCCUACUGUGCUCCGGGGGUCUGACAUCCACUGGCCAAGCUGUCAACUGCAGCCUCAAAGAUCUGACAGUGGAGGGCUCUGACCCAAUGUGUGAUGGGAUCCUCUCCAACACCCCAUCUUCCCCUAACUCCUCUCUCCCCACGUAUGAUGUCAACAAGAGAACCCACAUCCUCAUCUUGGCAACCACACGGAGCGGAUCCUCCUUUGUGGGUCAGCUGUUCAACCAGCAUCCAGAGGUCUUCUACCUGUUUGAACCCCUGUUCCAUGUCCAGACGGCACUGCUUCCUCGGCUGGUGCAGAGUCGUAACCUGGCUGAGAGGAGGGUAAUGAUGGGUGCAGCCAGAGACCUGUUGAGGUCUCUGUACCACUGUCAUCUCAUCAGUUUGGAGAAUUACAUCCGACCUCGUCCUUCCAACCACUCCACUGACAAGCUGUUCCGAAGAGGAGCUAGCCGGUCUCUGUGCUCCCCUCCUGUAUGUGAGGUUCCCCUGGGCCCAGAUGAGCAGAGCCUGGUUCUGACUGAUGAGGGGGAGUGUGGGAAGAGAUGUGGGCCGCUUAACGUGUCACUGGCUGCUGAUGCCUGCAGAGGGAAGCGCCACAUAGCCAUCAAGACAGUGCGCAUUCCCCAAAUCAGUGACCUCAGAGCACUGAUUGAGGACCCGAGACUCAACCUGAAGGUGGUCCAGCUUGUGCGAGAUCCGCGAGGUAUCCUGGCAUCUCGUGUUGAGACGUUUCGAGAUACUUACCGGCUGUGGCGUCUAUGGAGAGCGACUGGACGCCGACCCCACAAUCUGGACCUGGGACAGAUUAACACAGUGUGUGAAGACUUUCUCAGGUCUGUGUCUAUGGGCCUGGCAAAACCCGCCUGGCUCAGAGGGAGGUACAUGCUGCUUAGGUAUGAAGAUAUUGCCAGGUUUCCUGUACAGAAGACCAGAGAGCUCUACAGUUUCCUUGGUAUGGUUCUGGACCAGAGUGUGGAGGAUUGGAUCAUCAACAAUACUCGGGGUAGCAGUGAUCUGUCGUCCCGGCACAAGUUCACCACAGUUCGGGACUCUGCUGCUAAUGCAGAGAACUGGAGGGUGAAACUAUCCUUCGACAUGGUAGUUUACACCCAGACGGUGUGCCAACCAGUUCUGGACAUCCUUGGAUACAAGAAAGUCUUCCACCCAAAAGAACUGAGGAACUUCUCUCACUCGUUGGUGGAGGACAGGAUGUUUCUUCCAUUUUUCUAA
Limanda limanda (common dab) is the source of this 1326-nucleotide messenger RNA. Its product is annotated as carbohydrate sulfotransferase 1-like. Gene Ontology annotation, cellular component: Golgi membrane. Gene Ontology annotation, molecular function: N-acetylglucosamine 6-O-sulfotransferase activity; keratan sulfotransferase activity. The transcript is spliced from 5 exons. Gene Ontology annotation, biological process: carbohydrate metabolic process; N-acetylglucosamine metabolic process; keratan sulfate proteoglycan metabolic process. NCBI's taxonomy places the organism in Eukaryota, Metazoa, Chordata, Actinopteri, Pleuronectiformes, Pleuronectidae. The coding region runs from base 1 to 1326 and encodes 441 amino acids. The record is from RefSeq and is a predicted model, not a curated record.